Messenger RNA from Acipenser ruthenus (sterlet), 1358 nucleotides. RefSeq names its product serine/threonine-protein phosphatase PP1-beta catalytic subunit-like. Gene Ontology annotation, biological process: regulation of circadian rhythm; circadian regulation of gene expression. The coding region runs from base 107 to 1090 and encodes 327 amino acids. Gene Ontology annotation, cellular component: nucleus; cytoplasm. Gene Ontology annotation, molecular function: protein serine/threonine phosphatase activity. NCBI's taxonomy places the organism in Eukaryota, Metazoa, Chordata, Actinopteri, Acipenseriformes, Acipenseridae. The transcript has 8 exons. The record is from RefSeq and is a predicted model, not a curated record.
GACAGCGCGGCGGCGCUAGGACCUGGCGGAGCACAGGCGCUCCUUUAGGCGGGUUGGAGUCUGGCUGGCGAGCGCGGGGAGAGGCACUGAAAACACAAUCGCAGAAAUGGCGGAGGGGGAAUUAGAUGUGGAUUCGCUCAUCUCUAGACUGUUGGAAGUGCGGGGGUGCCGUCCCGGGAAGAUCGUGCAGAUGACGGAGGCGGAGGUGCGGGGGCUCUGCAUCAAAUCCAGAGAGAUCUUCCUGAGCCAGCCCAUCCUGCUGGAGCUGGAGGCGCCACUCAAGAUCUGCGGCGAUAUCCACGGGCAGUACACAGACCUGCUGCGGCUCUUCGAGUAUGGCGGCUUCCCUCCUGAGGCCAACUACCUAUUCCUGGGAGACUACGUGGACCGAGGCAAGCAGUCCCUGGAGACCAUCUGCCUGCUGCUGGCCUACAAGAUCAAAUACCCCGAGAACUUCUUCCUGCUGCGCGGGAACCACGAGUGUGCCUCCAUCAACCGCAUCUACGGGUUCUACGAUGAGUGUAAGAGACGAUUCAACAUCAAGCUGUGGAAGACUUUCACUGACUGUUUCAACUGUCUGCCAAUCGCUGCCAUCGUCGACGAGAAGAUCUUCUGCUGCCACGGAGGGCUGUCUCCCGAUUUGCAGUCUAUGGAGCAGAUCCGUCGCAUCAUGAGGCCCACAGACGUGCCUGACACAGGCUUGCUGUGUGAUCUGCUGUGGUCGGACCCUGACAAGGACGUGCAGGGCUGGGGGGAGAACGACCGCGGGGUCUCCUUCACCUUCGGAGCCGACGUGGUCAGCAAGUUCCUGAACCGCCACGACCUGGACCUCAUCUGCAGAGCGCACCAGGUUGUAGAAGACGGUUAUGAGUUCUUUGCUAAGAGGCAGCUGGUCACCCUGUUCUCUGCUCCCAAUUACUGCGGCGAGUUCGACAACGCUGGAGGGAUGAUGAGUGUGGACGAAACCCUCAUGUGCUCCUUCCAGAUCCUGAAGCCGUCUGAGAAGAAAGCCAAGUACCAGUAUGGAGGCAUGAACUCUGGCAGACCCGUGACCCCGCCCCGCACAGCCACGCCCCCAAAGAAACGGUGAAGGAGGAGAGGAGGGACGCUGGCUCUCGCAGCGUUUACCACACCAGAUGCCGUCGAAAUACAAACACGAUGAAAAAAGAAAGUUGGCUUUUUUUUUUUUUUUAAACAGCUUUUUCUGUUGGUCACGUUCUGCUUUUAUUAUUGUUGUGUUGUUUUUCUCCUGCACUACAACUCAAAACCAGUCUCUAAUUGCUUGUUUAUAAAAAGGAAAUAUUUAAAUUCACCAAGGAUUUUUUUUUUCUGUUGCUAAAUACAGAACAUUAAACACA